AUGGGCCUCCGAGAUAUGCUAAAGAAGCGGGAUGAACGGGCGGAUGGCACCACAAAGGGGAAGGCCGUUCAGGUGCCGGCUCCGGCCGAGAUCACAUUGAUACGUUCAGACACACACUCUCAAGAGGUCAUACAGCCGCCAGGCGAUGGUGCCAACGACUUGCGUGGUACGCCAACGUCGCGUACCGGCAGCAGAUCUCCCCAGCCCAGCCUCGAUUUCUUCCGUCCACAGUCGGACGAAUCACACGGCGCGUCUCCGUCAUCAGAGACGAAUCGCCCGUCCUCGUCGGUUAAGCGUCGCCUCUCGGAACGCCUGCACCUCGGCCGGCAGCUUCCGUCGUCGGAGAGAGUACCAUCCAAUCUACCCGCCAUCGUCACCUCAGCCAACCCACAGGAGGACAAGGACGGCACCGAAUCGCAAUGGGAGAAGCGCGCGACGAUUCUGGCGGAGCAUAACGAGCUCGCAAGUAGUCGGCCGACGACGCCCGCCGCGGGCCAGAUGGACGAAAGGCCGGUGCCCACGAGCCUCGACGAUGGCCGAAACCCCUCUCCCGUGCUGUCGCCGCAGAUUGAUCUUGUUAUCCAAGAAGCAAUUCAUUGCCAUGAAGAGGGGCAGUUGGAGAAAUCAACUGCCAUUUUCGCCCGACUGGCUGAUCCCCAGGGGGCAAACAACCCCCUGAGUCAAGUGCUCUACGGGCUUGCCUUGAGGCACGGAUGGGGUUGUGAACCGGACCCCGAGGCCGCCGUUCGCUAUCUAUCGGCUGCGGCUUCCAACGCUGCGACUGUCGAGCAGAUGGCCCUCGCGGCCGGCAUGAAGAAAGGGGGCGCUGCCAAGGGUGAGCUGGUGUUGGCCAUUUUCGAGUUGGCCAACUGCUUUCGUCACGGUUGGGGCAUACCAAAAGACUCCGUUGCGGCGAAGCAGUACUAUGAGACUGCGGCGAAUCUCGGCGAUACAGAUGCCAUGAACGAAGUGGCAUGGUGCUAUCUUGAGGGGUUUGGAUGCAAAAAGGAUAAGGUAUGA
Molecule: messenger RNA, 1020 nt
Organism: Drechmeria coniospora
Lineage: Eukaryota; Fungi; Ascomycota; Sordariomycetes; Hypocreales; Ophiocordycipitaceae
Product: Tetratricopeptide-like helical
Exons: 4
Coding region: 1-1020 (339 amino acids)
Molecular function (GO): protein binding
Source: RefSeq, a predicted model, not a curated record